Molecule: messenger RNA, 3407 nt
Organism: Nasonia vitripennis (jewel wasp)
Lineage: Eukaryota; Metazoa; Arthropoda; Insecta; Hymenoptera; Pteromalidae
Gene: INTS7
Product: integrator complex subunit 7
Exons: 11
Coding region: 368-3238 (956 amino acids)
Biological process (GO): snRNA 3'-end processing
Cellular component (GO): integrator complex
Source: RefSeq, a predicted model, not a curated record
AUAUUAUAUAUUAUUAGUUGUUCAUUGCACUUUGCACCUUGAAACUCGACGACUUUCUGAAACAUCUUCGACGUUCUUCUCUGCCGGUCUCAGUUUAUUAAAAAUAUAAACUUUGUAUAAAUACAAUGUUAAACAUGAUGAUUGGAAGAAAACGAUAUUUUUUUCGUUUCACUUAUUAGUAUGCUUUUUUUUGGGUUAAGUGUCUAAACGUGAACACAAGUCAAUGAAUGUUUGUUUACAAAUGGUCAAUGGUUCACAAUGGGUACACAAGCCUCAAAAGAUUAACUUCGUAGCACGUGGUGUUCGUGAAAAAUUAGUGACCGAAUAUAGGAAAGAAUUAUAACUUUUUUCGAAAUUAAUUAUCGAAAUGAUCAAUGUAAGAAUGAAUGCCUUCAAUGAUUCAACUAUUGGGGAGCCGGAGCAGGAUGCAAAUUCAGCUCUUAUUGAACUUGAUAAAGGAUUACGUUCAACAAAAAUAGGAGAGCAAUGCGAAGCCAUUGUAAGAUUUCCUAGGCUGUUUGAAAAGUAUCCAUUUCCAAUAUUGAUAAAUUCGUCUCUAUUGAAACUAGCGGAUGUUUUUCGUGUGGGUAGCAACUUUUUGAGAGUAUGGGUACUUCGCGUUUGUCAGCAAAGCGAAAAACAUCUGGAUAAAAUUUUAAAUAUUGAUGAAUUUGUCAGAAGAAUUUACAGUGUAAUGCACUCUAAUGACCCUGUGGCAAAAGCACUGACUUUGAGAACCUUGGGCAGUGUUGCUAGAAUAAUAGCAGAGAGAAAACAGGUUCACCACAGUAUCCGAAGAUCCUUGGAUUGCCAUGAUCUGGUUCAAGUUGAAGCAGCUAUUUAUGCUGCUCAAAUGUUUGCUGCCCAAUCAAAGUUGUUUGCAAUUUUCAUGUGCAGUAAAAUUUCCGACAUGAUCAGAGGUCAAGCUACUCCAGCAUCAAUGAAAUUACAACUCAUACCUAUCUUACAAUACAUGCAUCAUGAUAUUUCUACUGCAUCAAUGGCAAAUGAACUGUGCAUGGAAUUGCUUGAAAGCUAUCCUGCUGAUGAAUUUGUACGAGUGACACUGAGUGCUUCAACUACCUUGGCUUCUGCUACUUUGAUCAAUGUACCAGCACAAGUGACAUUACUUUUGCGUUACUUACUUGAAGACCCUAGAUCUUCAAUAAAAACACACGCUCUCCAACUUUUACACAAUCUUGCUAAGAAGGGAGCUCAUCUCUGGCCACAAGGAGCAUUGGAACAGUUGAUUGAUAGUACAACUAGUCUCUUACAAGAUAGUGCUGGAAAUAAAAAUUUGCUCAUUAGAUCGUUGAACGUUAUUGAGGUUCUAAGUGAGAGUCCUGUAACGUGUGAUGCUAACAUGGUAGAAGGAAGCCCGCUUAUAGUACUUUGUUCAAAAGCAUGCUAUUCUCCAAAUCCCAUUGUUGCUGUUAAAGCUAUUACUAUUUGGGCAAGAAUAGCUUGUUAUUGUUAUGAAGAAGGUUUACCAGUGUACUGCAUACAGGAUGUAGUGUCCUGUUUGGAAUCUUUAAUAAUGCUUCUGACACUAGAUGACAAAUACAUAUAUCAACUUAAAGUUUGCUUACAAUUGGCAGUUAAACUUUGUCAAGUUCAGCGUGGACAUUGUAAUAUUUUCGUUGACGCAAUUGGUUCCACUCUCAUUAAUACCAGUGCCAAGAGCAAACAUAGUGAUAAUCAAGCUGUUGCGCUUUGCGAAGCUUUAGGUGCUAUUGGUAGCUUGGGCGAUAAUAUUUUGCUUCCUCUUCUUCCCGAUAUUCUCAUGAAACUAAAACAAACGCCCCACGCCCAUACAAAAGUAAUGCUUUGUACGUUACUUUUCCAAAUGAUAGCCAGUGGCUACGAAUGGAAUCCUGAAUGUCUAGAAGCCAUUGAUUCAGUGACUAAAUCUAUUGAUGAUUGGAACAAAUACAGAAUUGCUCGCGGAGCCACAAGGUACGGACACCACAAAAUCGCAACUCGUCUGUUUAAGGAUCUCAAGGAGGCAGUUGCUUCUGAGCAACUUCACUUUUGGUUACUAGGUUUGGAAUUAUUAACAAGUGCCGAGAGCUGCUUGUUAGAUGAUUCGGCAGACAAUAGCACUGUUAAAAAAUUAAACGGAGCCAUAGCUCAAUAUGCGAGUGCGUGCGCUUCUUUCAAAGCUGCCAGUACACCUCUGCGAAGUUUGCAAUUCGCUUGUGAUUAUUCGAAGCUAAGAUGCGAAUUUCUGCAAACUCUGGUACAGUUGUUACAUUCAUGCAGAUCUCUGUGCACAGCGCCUCCCUAUGCUAUUGCUGCUCACGAAGCUCACACAGCCAAAGACGAAUUACAAAGAUACGGGCGCGUAACAAGCCAGCUACGCAAGUCGUUGUUGGAACUCAGGACUUGUGCCGAGAACUACCAAAAAUUAUACCAGUCUGCAUUUGACGCGGAUCCAGGCUCUCUGAACAACAUAAGAGCUCUGCAAGAGUUGUGUCUGCUGUUAGCACACAGCGUUCAAAGGGUUUGUGGCGGGCCUCCAGUCUCAACAAACUUCCCAAGCACAGAGGCGAGCUUCCACUUUGGCGAAACGGUAGAGAUGCAGCAGCUGGCCAAAUGCUGCAGUCAGAUCCAGGAACUAGCCCCAGCAGGCGACGCCGACAACGAGACCUCGAGCCGCAUGACCAGUGGCAUAAGCCACUUGCGGGUUGGUAGCCUGAUAUCACAAGUCACACUUCUGGCCAGCAGCAAGUUGCGGCUGCCCGUGCCACGCUACUUCUUCCAGACCCUGCAGACGACGAGCGUCAAGCUGUCCGUCUGGCCGCAGCCUCGAGUCCUUGGCGAGCCCGUCUCCGUGCCUCAGGGUAGUCAACUAUCGCUUAAGGUCGAAGGCGUUCUUAGGCACGGGAAAAGAGCUUCGCUCUUCCGGUCCGUUGCUGCUAUCUCUAUCAACAUCUCCACGGCUCCACCCUCCAAGAAUAACACGGACAGAAAGGAUAAUAACAUCAGUGAUCUCGAACAAACGGUAGUGCCUCAUCGCGACUUUUUCUCGUGCGAAUUUCUGCUCUCUUUGGGUGCUCAGAAUAAUAAUCCUUGCAUGAGCAAUGUCGGGAAUACCGGAGCUGGAACCGGAGGUCAGUAUCAAGUCACUGCUAGUGCAAAUAUUGUGGACGAAAGCGGAAAUGUGUGGAGAUGCGGUCCACGUUCGGUUCUGCAAGUACGAGUUCACGAGGAACCUUCGAGAAAGAAAUUGACGUAGCCUUUCCAUUUUUAACAAUUUUUUUUUUAUUAAAAUAUAUUUUGUAUAAAUGAUUUAACAGAUUGUAUAUUGAUUAAGUAUCUAAAAUAUUGUUACAUUGCAUAUAAAGAAACAUUUGGAAUGUAUAUUAAAACAUCCUGAUUAGUAAAAAAGACAAUUACUACAACAA